Messenger RNA from Penicillium malachiteum, 1671 nucleotides. RefSeq names its product MDM34 family protein. The transcript is spliced from 2 exons. NCBI's taxonomy places the organism in Eukaryota, Fungi, Ascomycota, Eurotiomycetes, Eurotiales, Aspergillaceae. Gene Ontology annotation, biological process: mitochondrion organization; phospholipid transport. Bases 1 to 1671 code for a protein of 556 amino acids. The record is from RefSeq and is a predicted model, not a curated record. Gene Ontology annotation, molecular function: lipid binding. Gene Ontology annotation, cellular component: ERMES complex.
AUGGCGUUCAACUUCAACUGGUCGCCGUUGAUGGCGGACGCGGGUUUUUACACUCGCGCCCAAGAACUGCUAACUGCCGCCCUCAAUAAGUCCCCCAAACCGCCUAUCAUUGUCGAUGAUAUUAUCGUGACCGAACUUAACUUAGGCUCGAUGCCUCCCGACUUGGAAAUCUUGGAAAUCGGCGACCUUGCCGAGGAUCGCUUUCGUGGGAUUUUCAAAAUGUCUUACUCCGGCGAUGCCUUUUUGACGCUCAAGACCCGCGUCCAGGCUAAUCCACUCAAUACCUACCUCAUCACCCGACCUUCCUUUGCCUCACCGAAGCCUUUGGCUGCCGCUACCCCGCUUACUAUUCCCCUUCAAAUUACACUCUCCGAUUUUAAACUCUCCGGCUUCGUGAUACUGGUAUUCUCAAAACAAAAAGGAAUUACAGUCGUAUUCCGGAAUGACCCGCUAGAAUCCCUCAAGGUCUCAUCAACGUUCGACUCUAUUCCCUUUGUGCGCGACUUCCUGCAAAAAGCGAUCGAGGCACAACUACGGAUUCUCUUUAUGGACGAACUACCCGCUAUCAUCCAUCGGUUAUCGUUGCGCCUAUGGGUUCCAGAGUACCGCGAUGGGGAGGAUGCGCAGAAUCAGACCGAUAAUACCGAUAAGUCCGCGAGCGAAGGACCCGGCCAAGACCCGUUGGCGAGUCCACCCCAGGACCCUGUCGAUUCGCUCGGAAAUGCGCUGAACGAAACCGAAAUCGCGUCGCUCUCACUGGAUUCAUCUGUUGAAACCCAUUCCCUCUUCUCACAGAAGAACCUUCUUCGCCUCGCCGCUCUUACGGAUUCCCAGCGAACACUUUCCCUCUUCACACCCUCUAUCAACGAAGUUGUAUACCGCGCGUGGACAUCGCCAUCCGAUCCCAGCGAGUUUCCCGCCAGCGUUAUGUCCCCAGCGAGCCCGACCUUAUCGCGAACCCAUUCACAAGUUGGCAGCAUGUCGUCCGUCCAUGAGACUGGCAGUAUGAUCUCCAUGCAAAGUCGGCCAUCACUAUCAAGCCACUCGGUUAAUAGUUAUGGCCUCAGCCUGGGCACGGGACGUCACUCCAAGGCUCACUCCCGAAAGCGGAAGAAGCGUGUGGUGGAUUUGCGUCGCCCCAAGACAACUGACGACGCUAUGAGUGUCAGUGACGAUGGUACCCACACCGAGUCUACCAGCCCUCCCUCAAUCGCUUCUGCACCUCUUCCAGUCGUGAAUGAGAUGUCUGAUGACCCAGUGACACCUCCAUUGACUCCUGAAAUGGAUUCGCACCUGCCACCCAUUCCCGAACGCCACCGGAUGAGUAUCUCUCGACCGGCGCACCCUCAACACUCUUACACUCAGGAAACCAUCCGACCUUCCCGGGUUCCCGAUGUUGACGCUACUCCUCGUCCUUUACGUGCUAGCUAUCCCGAUGAAAAGGCCGAGGCUGGCCCUUCAUCAGGUACUACUCGACAGUCUUUACCUGCUACCAUCCUUCCAUUCAAGGAGGAGGAGAGUAAUAAGGACUCCGUUGAUCCCCGUCUUGUUGAAAGACUUGCUGGUGAAAUUGCGCGUCGAAUGCGCGAAGAUAAGCUCAUGUCGGCCAAUGCCUGUAGCAACUUCUGGACUCGCAGUCAAGACGAUGCGCCACCGGCUUAUGGCCACUGA